CGGCCGCGCCACGCCGGACCGCGGCGCACUUCGCUUUCCAGCCGGACCCGGCGCCCAGCGCGUACGGGCAAACUCAGAAGAUGAAUCUCUUCCAAUCCAUAACAAGUGCCUUGGACAAUGCUUUAGCCAAAGAUCCGACUGCAGUAAUAUUUGGUGAAGAUGUGGCCUUUGGUGGAGUCUUCAGGUGUACAGUUGGCUUGCGAGACAAAUAUGGUAAAGAUAGAGUUUUCAACACCCCUUUGUGUGAACAAGGAAUUGUUGGCUUUGGUAUUGGAGUUGCUGUUGCAGGUGCUACAGCCAUUGCAGAAAUUCAGUUUGCAGAUUACAUUUUUCCAGCAUUUGAUCAGAUUGUUAACGAAGCAGCAAAAUAUCGUUACCGCUCUGGAGAUCUGUUUAAUUGUGGAAACCUCACCAUCAGAGCCCCCUGGGGCUGUGUGGGUCAUGGUGCACUAUAUCACUCUCAAAGUCCAGAAGCUUUUUUUGCUCACUGUCCAGGAAUAAAGGUUGUUAUUCCGAGGAGUCCUCUUCAGGCCAAAGGACUGCUGCUGUCAUGCAUAGAGGACAAAAAUCCAUGCAUAUUCUUUGAACCUAAAAUACUUUACAGAGCUGCAGUGGAACAAGUUCCUGUGGAGCCCUACAACAUUCCACUGUCUCAAGCUGAGGUGCUGCAGACGGGCAGUGAUGUGACACUGGUUGCUUGGGGCACUCAGGUACAUGUGAUCAAAGAGGUGGCAGCAAUGGCUCAAGAAAAGCUUGGUGUGUCCUGUGAAGUUAUUGAUCUGAGGACCAUCUUACCCUGGGAUACGGAGACCGUUUGCAAGUCGGUGGUGAAGACUGGGCGAUUGCUAAUUAGCCAUGAGGCUCCCUUGACAGGAGGAUUUGCAUCUGAAAUCAGUUCCACAGUUCAGGAGGAAUGCUUUUUGAAUUUAGAAGCUCCUAUUUCAAGAGUAUGUGGCUAUGACACUCCUUUCCCUCACAUCUUUGAGCCUUUCUACAUCCCAGACAAAUGGAAAUGUUAUGAUGCUCUUCGAAACAUGAUUAACUACUGAGCAGUAGUACAGAGAUGAGAAGAACAACAGGGAAGUACAGAAGCUGCCUUCAAAACUCUUGACACUUUACUCAGAUCUUUUGGGUUUAGAAUUCACAUAGCAGACUGUUUUCUCUGAACUCAACUAUCCUUAAUAUUGAUUUUGGCUAUUCUUCGGAAAGUUCAAAUCUUCCUUAAUUAUGAAAUCAGUGAUGGGCAGGUGAUUGCUAUAAUAAGUAGUUUCAGAUGUAUUUAAAGAUAUUCCAGAUGUCGUAUGAAUGUUACACAUUGCCAUGCUUCACUAGGUUACAUCUCUAAACUUCACUGUGUAAAUAUUAGAAGCAGGAUUUUAUUCAAUAAAGCAUAUGAUGCAUA
Messenger RNA from Gavia stellata (red-throated loon), 1402 nucleotides. RefSeq names its product branched chain keto acid dehydrogenase E1 subunit beta (gene BCKDHB). NCBI's taxonomy places the organism in Eukaryota, Metazoa, Chordata, Aves, Gaviiformes, Gaviidae. Gene Ontology annotation, molecular function: catalytic activity. The record is from RefSeq and is a predicted model, not a curated record. The transcript is spliced from 11 exons. Bases 81 to 1049 code for a protein of 322 amino acids. Gene Ontology annotation, biological process: response to nutrient; branched-chain amino acid catabolic process.